UAGAAAACUUGUCUUUUACGACGCGCAAAUUACGGCGUGCAUGGAAUGCAUGCCGUAAAAGAUUGUCUUUUACGGCGUUUUUUUUUGUGCGCUGUGAAAAACUUCUCUUUCUGAUCUUUUACGGCGUGCAUUUCGUGUGCGCCGUAAAUGCUACAUUUCAUUUACGGCGCAUAUUUUAUGUGCGCCGUAAAAGACUUAUUUUCUGAUCUUUUACGGCGUGUUUUUAUUGUGCGCCGUAAAAAAAAUUACAUUAUAUUUACGACAUGCUUCUAUGUGUGCCGUAAAAGACCUUCCAAUUUUUUCUUUUACGGCGCAUUUUUCAUGCGCGUCGUAAAUGCCAAAAAGAGUUCGAAACCCCGCUAUUAUUUUAGCUCAAAUUCUAAUUUCCCUCCUUUUGAAGUUUGCUAUCAAAUACCAAGGGAUUGAGCCGAGAAAAGAAAUUAAAAAAAACUCUCCCAAAGCCUGUCUCUCUCGUCCUCCCUCUCUAUAUAUCCAUCAUAGCAAACACUCUUUCUCUCUCUUAGAACUUGGGAAACAAAAUGGGUCAGGGAACUCCAGGCGGUUUGAACUGGCAAGGCCUACCGGGCAACCGAAAGCCCAACGGCAACGACAAGAAGGAGAAGAAGUUCGAGCCGGCGGCGGAGCCCGAGUGGGCCGCAAGCAGCGGAAACAGAAGGGUCCAGAAGCGGCGGCGAGGCUUCCGACGGUGACGCCGCUGACCAAGUGCAAGCUCCGGCUACUGAAGCUGGAGCGGAUUAAGGAUUACCUGCUUAUGGAGGAGAAGUUUGUGACGAACCAGGAGCGGCUGAAGCCUGAGGAGGAGAAGGCCAAGGAGGACAGAUCUAAGGUCGACGAUCUACGUGCCUCGCCCAUGAGCGUCGGCAAUCUGGAGGAGCUGAUCGACGAGAACCACGCGAUUGUUUCGUCGUCGGUGGAGCCCGAGUACUAUGUGGGGUCCUCUCCUUUGUCGAUAAGGACCAGUUGGAGCCUGGGUGCGCCAUUUUGAUGCACAAUAAGGUAAUUGGGGUUUUGGGCUUGGAGGGUUUUUGAUUGAGUUGAGGUGAUUUGGUUGGUGAUGCUUUGUUUUGUGUGUUUUGGAUUGUGGUGGAAUUGAGAUUGGUUUAUGGAAAUGAGUUGUGGUGCAGUCGGUGAGCGAAGAUGUGAGUUGGGUUUUUGGUGGAAUUGAGAUUGGUUUAUGGAAAUGAUUUGAGAUUUUGAUUACUGGGUUUGUUAUGGUUUUUGCAGCUUAAUCUUGGUGUGGAUGAGAGUAUACUCUGUUUGUAUUGAAGAAAGAUGGGAAAGCUAUUGUUGGGGAGGCCACCAUUGAGGUCCAAGGUCAUAAUUAUGGAUGCUGAUGGUACUCGUUCCAAAGCAAUUGCAAGAUCCUUGAGAAAGCUGGGGCUUAAGAUGCCUUACUUGCUUCAAGGUGGCUUUCGAUCUUGGGUGAAAGAUGGUCUUCGAAUUAAAGAACUCAAACCUGAGACAACACUUACCAUACUCAAUGAGACUUUAUUUGUAGCUGGACACUUUAUUUACAGGGCAUACAUAGGAUCUAUACAAAUCUUGCGAUGCAAACAGCUUUAUUUCCCAACAAUCUGCUGCAGAAAAGUUCUCCAGAUUUGAUGUAGUAUUUCGGAUUUUGAUGAACUUUCGGAGCAAGGUUUGGGUUUGUUUCGGAAAAGCUUGCUGCUAGAAUUUUGAUCGACUUCGGGAGAAACAUUUCAAUUGUUGUUCUUUCCGCAGCAACCCGCGGGUACGUUUUCUAGUUAAGAGACUAUAUAUGGCGUGGUCAUGAUCCUACCUCUGUUGCAGUCAUGACUGAGGAUGGCGCUGCUGUAGCUGGUCUUGCUAUUGCUGCAGCAUCAUUGGUUGCUGUAAAUGUCACAGGAAAUGGAAUUUACGAUCCUAUAGGUUCCAUUGUAGUUGGCAACCUUCUUGGAAUGGUGGCUAUCUUUCUGAUACAAAGGAAUCGACAUGCUUUAAUUGGUAGGGCAAUGGAUGACUAUGAUGUAGAGAAGGUUCUUCAGUUCUUGAAAAAUGACCUGGUUGUCGAUUCUUUCCUUUUAUUUGUUUUGCACGUGGUGCAUUCUUGGUUUUCCUUUUGCUGUUGGCAUAUUAAUUUACAUUUUGUUAUGUGAUAUUGCAGUUUGUUAUCUCUCUUUUCA
Messenger RNA from Rosa chinensis, 2165 nucleotides. Its product is annotated as 26S proteasome regulatory subunit 4 homolog B-like. NCBI's taxonomy places the organism in Eukaryota, Viridiplantae, Streptophyta, Magnoliopsida, Rosales, Rosaceae. Bases 1294 to 1623 code for a protein of 109 amino acids. Gene Ontology annotation, biological process: de-etiolation; cellular response to calcium ion; regulation of stomatal closure. The record is from RefSeq and is a predicted model, not a curated record. The transcript has 6 exons.